Messenger RNA from Ixodes scapularis (black-legged tick), 2331 nucleotides. RefSeq names its product neprilysin-1-like. Lineage: Eukaryota; Metazoa; Arthropoda; Arachnida; Ixodida; Ixodidae. The transcript has a single exon. Bases 1 to 2331 code for a protein of 776 amino acids. Gene Ontology annotation, biological process: protein processing. The record is from RefSeq and is a predicted model, not a curated record. Gene Ontology annotation, molecular function: metalloendopeptidase activity. Gene Ontology annotation, cellular component: plasma membrane.
AUGAACCAGACCCAGUUACCGCAGCAUCAGAUUCACCAGGCGGCGCCCAGCCGUCAGCUGAACAUCAUUCUCUGCGUUCUGGGGGUCCUCGUGGUCCUUGCCAGCAUCACCGUCACCACCUACAAGCUACACGAUGGCAGCGCCAUCUUGGCCUUCUUCAACAGGUCCAUGUCGCUACUCGCCAACGACGACGGCAGCCCCGACUCGAGUUCCGCCGGAACGCCGAGACUGCCCGCUCACCUCCUCAAGCACGAGCUCAAGAAGUCAAACGCGGACAAAACGUGCAGGUCGGACGUCUGCAUCUGGAUGGAGGACUACCUCCGGGGCAAACUGAACGAGAGCGUUAAUCCCUGCCACGAUUUUUACGCGUACGUCUGCUCGCAGCGCUGGUUCGCCAAGGACCUCCGGGUCCAGGACAGUGUGUACCAGGAGCGAACGACCGGUAUGAUGAUGUACGACAUUGAGAAGUUCCUGGAGGACUACCGCAAGCACAACAAUGAGAGGUACCAUAAGUACCCGGGCGUUUUCCUGCACCAAGCGAUUUCGUUGCUUCCCAAGUGCCAGUCCGAGGAGAAGGAGGACGUGAAUAUGACGGCUCUCAAAAGGCUCCUCGAAGAGUACAACCUGGGAGGCUGGCCGUACCGCAAGGUGCCUCGCGGCCUCAACGUCGUGACGGUCUCCGCGUUUGUUGAUCGCGACUUGGGCGUAUUCUCCUUCGCGAGGACUUAUCUCAAGAGGCUUUUUGAAGGCGACCGCGGUUACACUGUCCACCUUGGUAGGCCCAGUUCCACUCUGAAGAGGCACCAACUUGCUUUCCUGAACGAGAACGUCGAAAACUACACGCAGAAAGUGGCCCUCGCCCUAACGUUAACUGACAGGCAUGUUGACGUCACGGAACUGGCCGAAGCCAUUGUUCUCUUGGAGAAGAAAUUAGUCGCUGCAAUGCCGGUCGUCAAGUUCGUCACAUUCCAAGACCUGAUGAUGCGCGUCGAUGAGCUGUACCUCAAGGGAAAAUGGGACUGGAAAAAGUAUUUGAACAUAAUUUUUCACGACAUCGAGAGCUUCGACAAUGAGAAACCGGUGGCGAUAAUGGACCACGAGUAUGUCACCCGAAUGGCUGCCAUCGUAAACGAAACAGACACGGUGACAUUACUUAAUUACAUUGGCUAUCGCCUGCUGGUGCAUGUGUCCCCCAUCCUGGCUAAGGCCGCUAGCCCCCUUUUAAGACUGAGUCACGACAACUAUCGUGAGUUCGUUCCUGACAGACUCCAGGCCUGCAUGCACCUUCUCGAACGAGUGUACAAGCAGGGAAUGCGCUUCUUCGCCAGGAUGACGUUCAGCAAGAAUAACUCGACGCUGCUGCUGAAGCACUACGACCACAGCAUGUCCAAAGUCGAGGUACAGCUAAAGAGCAGCAUGACGGACAGGUUGCUCUCCACGUCGUCCUGGCUCGACCGCGCCGCCAUAGGAGUUGGCGUGGACAAGCUGGAAAGCAUGAAGCUCGUGUUUCUGGGAAGCACGGACGCCAUCAACACCAUCGUUAGCUAUUACAACUUUAACGCGCAACCGCUAGAUCCUGACCGCCUUCUUGAGAGCUUCAGGGACCUCCAGACGGGAACGAUGAACACCUACUGGGAGACGAAGCCGCCCAAGGAUGAUUUGGACGCGAGGUAUGAACUCUCUUCGCUGUCACCCGGGUUUGAAUACUUCCACGGCAGGAACGUGCUGUUCCUCCCGCACGCGAACAUCGCCUUCCUCAAUGACGUCACCAGGACCAUUGAUCCCGUCUUGUACCCCAUCCUUCUUGCCGACGUCCUACGGGGCAUGUUCGCGGCGAUAGACCGCCGAGGCUCCACGGUUGACCAGAGCUUGGCAGUGGCUAGCUGGUGGAACGCGGACGAACUAAGCCGGUUCUCCCAGAUUGAGCUUUGCUUCCAGGACCAGUACUACGUCGAAAUCAGGGACCUGCUGGGCGAUCAUUUAGAUGCCGAGAUAAGGCUAGACGAAAGCAUCGCCGACAACGCCGUCCUGGCGCCCUUACACGACCUCUAUCUCAAGACGCUCACGGUGCAGGGCCUGAUCCCGGACAAGCUCAAGUUGCCACUUGACGCCGGUGACAUGGACAUGCAUAGACUCUUCUUUGUCACUUACGCUCUGGGUCUGUGCGAUAAUCCGAGCCGGGAGUUGGCGAUACGCAAGAUUAAGUACGGAGUGAUUCCCGGGAGGCUGCGAAUCAACGUACCCCUUAUGAACUUUGCCAAGUUCUCUGCUGCUUUCAACUGUCCCGUGGGUUCGGCGAUGAAUCCACAAAGAAAAUGCACGGUCUGGUAA